CCUGCGAGGUUGUGUGCUCCUAGUCGGGCCGCUUGUUUGGCUGCUGCCGUCACCUCAUGGCGACGCGUAUAGAAGAAGCAGCGCGGGGAAGAGGCGGUGGUGCCGAGGAGGCGACUGAGGCCGGACGGGGAGGACGGCGACGCAGCCCGCGGCAGAAGUUUGUGAUUGGCACAAUGGAAGAAGCUGGAAUGUGCGGGCUAGGAGUGAAAGCGGAUAUGUUACAUAAUUCUCAGUCAAACGCUAUUCUUCAACAUCAAGACUCAAGUUAUGGUGGCACAAAUAACAAGCAUUCACUGGAAGAGGAUGAAGGCAGUGACUUUAUAACAAAGAACAGGAGUUUGGUGAGUCCAGCGUACUGCACACCAGAGGCAAGAGAGGAGAUUCCUGGGCGAGAAGCUCGAACAGAUCCCCCUGAUGGUCAGCAAGAUGCAGAGUGCAGCAGGAACAAAGAAAAAGCCUUAGGAAAAGAAGUUUUAUUAUUGAUGCAAGCCCUAAACACCCUUUCAACUCCAGAAGAGAAGCUGGCAGCUCUCUGUAAGAAAUACGCUGAUCUCCUGGAGGAGAGCAGGAAUGUUCAGAAGCAAAUGAAGGUUCUGCAGAAGAAGCAAGCCCAGAUCGUGAAAGAGAAAGUUCACUUGCAGAGUGAACACAGCAAGGCUAUCUUGGCGAGAAGCAAAUUGGAGUCUCUUUGCAGGGAACUUCAGCGUCACAACAAGACAUUAAAGGAAGAAAAUAUGCAGCAGGCACGAGAGGAGGAAGAAAGACGUAAAGAAGCAACUGCACACUUCCAAAUUACUUUAAAUGAAAUCCAAGCACAGCUGGAACAGCAUGACAUCCACAAUGCCAAACUCCGCCAGGAAAACAUUGAACUGGGAGAGAAACUGAAGAAGCUCAUUGAACAGUACGCACUGAGGGAGGAGCAUAUUGAUAAAGUGUUCAAACAUAAGGAACUGCAACAACAGCUUGUGGACGCCAAACUUCAGCAAACGACACAGCUAAUAAAAGAAGCUGAUGAAAAACAUCAAAGAGAGAGAGAGUUCUUGUUAAAGGAAGCAACAGAAUCGAGGCACAAAUACGAACAAAUGAAGCAGCAAGAAGUACAACUAAAACAGCAGCUUUCUCUUUAUAUGGAUAAGUUUGAAGAAUUCCAGACUACCAUGGCAAAAAGCAAUGAACUAUUUACAACCUUCCGGCAGGAAAUGGAAAAGAUGACAAAGAAAAUUAAAAAACUGGAAAAAGAAACAAUAAUAUGGCGCACCAAAUGGGAAAACAACAACAAAGCUCUUCUGCAAAUGGCUGAAGAGAAAACUGUCCGUGACAAAGAAUAUAAGGCCCUUCAAGUAAAACUGGACCGGUUAGAGAAGCUGUGCAGGGCUCUUCAGACAGAGCGGAACGAGCUCAAUGAGAAGGUGGAAGUCCUCAAGGAGCAGGUUUCGGGGAAAGGGGCCGGUGCGGACGCGGCGCCUCGUGUGACACAGCCCUGUGCUGGCGCCCCGCUUUCUCCCCCGGAGCUGAGCACAGCCUCGAACAGGGGCCCCCAAGGCCCUGCAGAGGCGGCGCCCAAGGCCGCAUCCCCAGGCGCCGGGCCAGCCAUCGAGUCAGUGGACUGAGAAAGUAUGAUCACUGUACUGAGAGCUCUAUUUUGUGUAUAAUUUUCUCUGUUAGUAGUAACUAUUGGUUUUGUGGUGAAAAUUUUCUUACUUUUUCUACCAUAUCUGUAUUUUCUUAGAACUACUGGACUUCUGUGGUACAGAAGGCUGCUUAGCAGUUUUGAAUAGUUUUACUCGACUACGUUUUCCUCAGCUGUGUGGCACAUCAGCCUCAUUGCCCUUCAUUGGAAUGCAUGUGGUCACUGCCCUGUCCUUUCUUCCCUGCUCCUUGCACAGAAUCAUCCUAAUUAAAAUUUCACUCAAGACAGGGCUGACCAUUACAAGGGAACUUUGUUCUGAUGUGAAACAAUAUUCAUUAUAUUCAUUUAAACAUCCUGCCUCCCCAUCAAUAUUAAUCAAAAAAUAUGAAGAUGAUUAGUUUUGUCUAAUAGCCCAUUUAAAUCCCAAGUAAGAAACAAAAUUCUAGGGUUGGACCAGAAACAAACAGCAUAUUUGAUUUUUUGAUAUUUGUAUCACUUGACAAAUUGAGAUCAGGCCACAACCCUCAAAAUUCCUGUUUUGGCAAAACAUAUACAUAAUGGCAUCACUUCUAAACAAAGUAGUAUAUACAGGCAAAUCACCAGACAUACAGGCCUAAUGUUUGUGUGACUAACAACAGUCAUACUGCUUUGGCUUCAGGUUACAUAGUUAGAACCAGUGCUGAAUUUGGACCACUCGGAUGCUUCUGAGGGGUAGGUGCUUUCUGUUUGCUUUCCAUUGGGGAUUUGGAUACACAUCUUCCACUUUCCAAAGAAAGCAGUCACUGAUAGUCCUCUUUCGUCAGUUGAAGACAAUGUGUAGCUUUCAUUAAGCAAAAGUCCCUCCACUGCCUUCUGGCUACUUGAAAUUGGUUGGUGUUCAACUGUUAUGAGAGUCCCACCAGUCAAGUUCUCUAGGUUAUCUUAAAGGGGGAUUUCAUUGGCUCAUACUAACAAACUUUCAUUUCCCAAAGAGACCAGAACUAACCUUUUUAACUUUGGGAAAACUUAGCAGAAUUAAGUAGUCAGAAUCUAUUACAUAUGCUUUCAGUCUGUUUCUCACCGUUUUCUUAGUUGCUGUUUUUUAUUUUUAAAGAAAAAAACCAGUAUUAUCAAGCUCUAUACUUGGAAUGCGGGAACUUAUCAAAAUUAAGCACAUCACUUUUGGAUUAACUUUGUUUACAGUGUUGAAUAUGGUUAAGUUAUGCAAAUAGUUCAUCAGGCUUCAGUGAUGCAAGUUUUGACUCUGUCCCUAGUAUAAUUCGCAUUGAAAUACUUUAUGAAAUAAAAAGGCUCCACUAGAACUGAUGUUAGCACAUUCCACUGAGGAAAACUAUCACACUGACACUUUUUAAAUUGCUUACUGGACUGAAUAAACUCUGUUCUGUCCAGUUCAAGGGGUUUUCUCUAUGUUAAAGUUUUAUUUGUAAAGUCCUGUCACAUUUAUGAUCUAAACUAGGUUGCAAGAAUUGAAAAUUGUCCAAUAGAUAGGGAAACAGCGCCUGGAGUGGAAGAUUAAAGCUUCCACCAUCCGUCAUGUUAAUCAAGGGGCAGGACAGUGGAGGAAAAGAAAUCCACAAAGUAGGUUAAUCACUCUCAGCAUGGACUGAAAGCAGAAACAUACUCUCCCUCCAACAGCCUCUUAGAAAUACCCCCGACUACUAACUGAAACAUUGGACUCAUUUUCCCAGGAGGAAAUGUAGAUAGAUAUAUAUAUAUAUAUAUACAUAUAUAUACAUAUAUAUAUAAAUAUACCAGGGGUGCCAAAAAAAAUCCAUACACAUGACUUGUAUUCAUCUUUUGUUACCGGUAUAUAAUUUUAAUGCAAUUCUUUUCCUUUCUUAAAAUGUGUAUGCAUUUUUUUGGCACCCUCUGUAUAUAGAUUUUAUAUAUAUGUGUGUGUGUAUAUAUGUAUUUCUUAUAUAUCUACUUUAAAAUUAGUACGAAUGAUCACAUUUCACAAGAAUUCUGCUGGACGUAUAGCUCUUAAUGUUUUAAGCCAUUUGUGUAGCCCACCACAUCUCUGUGGUGCUUGUGCUGUGUGGAAGAUUGUAACUCUUGAACCUGUUGCCUAUUUUCAAGGGCUUUAUAAAGCAAUGUGAUUAACAGUACUUGGCCUGCUGCUUUUGGCUUACACUAUGUAUUUUUAGCUAGAUGCUGUCAUGGUGUUUAAAGGAUAUGGAUUCUGUCUGGGAUGCGGUUGGUGUCCUUUCAGAAUCUGUCCUAUUAUCCUGUGAAUAAAAACAAAUGGGACCCUCUGAGGUCACCCCCUAAAGCAAUCACCUCACCAGCCCAGUGUUGUGGCUUUGUAGCACGCCCUGUUAUAUCUACCAUAUUCUAGAACACUGUAAUGCUACUAGGCUGGCUCAGAGAAGGUUUAAAUCUCAAAAUCACUUCAAUUGCAUUUGUUGCACCGUCAUGGAGUCUUGAUGUGUAUUAUUUAUAGUGGCAGUAGACUCCUAGGUGUAAAGAAAACUUGGGUCUUGGAAUAAUGGACCAUUUCAUCCUCAGACUUGUAGGAGUACAUUUCUUGGUCUUGAGACCAGUAUUUUUUAGUUAUGUAUGCAACUGCCUUUAUUACACCUGGUUAUCACAAUUCAGUUCUCAGGUGUUGCAGAAAAAUCUACCUCUUUCAGACUGUAGAUGGAAAUAACUGUGAAAAAAUGAUGCAGAUAUCUUCUAGUUUGUGCUAAACACACUGCUUUAUUUUUACAGCCCACGUCUUUCAUGAGGAUACAAAUUGUUAAGAGGCAGUCUUGUUUUGCUUUUCAAAGACAUUUUGUAGAGAUUUUUCACUAAUGUGAAUCUGAUUUUAUCUACUCGAUUCUGUAUAGAUUAAGUAAAUAUGUAUGAUAAAUUUAA
Molecule: messenger RNA, 4489 nt
Organism: Rhinolophus ferrumequinum (greater horseshoe bat)
Lineage: Eukaryota; Metazoa; Chordata; Mammalia; Chiroptera; Rhinolophidae
Gene: TXLNG
Product: taxilin gamma
Exons: 10
Coding region: 57-1610 (517 amino acids)
Biological process (GO): regulation of cell cycle
Molecular function (GO): syntaxin binding
Source: RefSeq, a predicted model, not a curated record